GAUGGAGCCAUGAAAUUAAAAAAAAAAACUUCAAAACAUUAACAUAACCACAAAAUGGAGAGAAUUGUUUUGUUCACCUUCACAUCACUACUCAUGCGACCAGAAAGAAGUUAAGAUUCCAGAAACAAAACAAACACGUGAAUAGCAGUGUGCUUAGUACAGAAGUAAACUAAAGACUAAAUUAUGGGUCGAAAAAUACCUGCAAAGAAACAUCGCGGAGUCAAAGACCCACUUCAGCAACAAGCUAAGCGAGAUCAAAAAUUGAAGUCCAAGAUCAACGCGCCGCCCUCGGACCCCGACGCGCAGCCCGUGCCGCGCUCGUUGACGGAGCUGUUUUCGCGCCCCGUCCGCACCCCCACGAAGAAACUUAAACGGAAACUCGCACUAGUUCCUGCCGCUGCAACAAUGGGCAAAAGCAACCCAAUAUCGCGUCUUCGUAAGCUGCCGGGAGAAUCCGGCCGAGGCUUUACUAUGCGGAUCAACAGUGCAAUCCGGGCUCUGCAUGACUCUGAUGAGGCACAGGAAUAUCCUCAAGAUCUGGAGGAGGAGGACGCUCGAGGAUCGCGCAUAGCGGCGCUGCGCGAGCGCCGGCAGCGGAGGCGCGGCCGGCCGCCGCCGCCGGCGCGCGACUCGCGCAAGGACAGGGUCAAACUCAAGAAGGCAGCCGCUGCCCAGGCGGCGCUGGCGGCGCAGCGCGAGCGGCCGCAGUACGAGCGCGUGCCCUUCGGCGCCGUCAGCGCGGCGCCCCCCGCGCUGCCGGCGCCCCGCGGCGCGCCCCACUCCGCGCCCCGGUCAAGUACAACUUUGAUGCAUGUACUCGUAUGUAUGUUGAAUGGUGCCGGCAGCCGGGGCGCCGCGAGCUGCUGCUGAACGAGCUGCUGCGGCCGGGGACGGGGUCGGGGGCUGCGGCGGGUGUGAGGGGGACGCGGGACGCGAUUGCGGACGAGCGCGAGCGCGCGCGCCGCGACGCUGUGGCCGCCUACCGCGACCUCAAGAAACAAAAACGGAAACAGGCUCCUUGUAUUUAGUUUAUAGUAUGUUAAGAAAUAAAUGUUGUUUUUUGUUAA
Molecule: messenger RNA, 1067 nt
Organism: Plodia interpunctella (Indianmeal moth)
Lineage: Eukaryota; Metazoa; Arthropoda; Insecta; Lepidoptera; Pyralidae
Exons: 6
Coding region: 184-870 (228 amino acids)
Cellular component (GO): nucleus
Source: RefSeq, a predicted model, not a curated record